Ananas comosus (pineapple) is the source of this 1191-nucleotide messenger RNA. RefSeq names its product ATP-dependent Clp protease proteolytic subunit 2, mitochondrial. The record is from RefSeq and is a predicted model, not a curated record. Gene Ontology annotation, cellular component: endopeptidase Clp complex. Gene Ontology annotation, biological process: protein quality control for misfolded or incompletely synthesized proteins. Bases 94 to 1035 code for a protein of 313 amino acids. Lineage: Eukaryota; Viridiplantae; Streptophyta; Magnoliopsida; Poales; Bromeliaceae. The transcript has a single exon. Gene Ontology annotation, molecular function: serine-type endopeptidase activity; ATP-dependent peptidase activity; ATPase binding.
AUGAGACUACUUAUAACACUCUACCCUCCGAGCUUCUCGAUACGAUCUAAUCUCCCUCUCUCUCCGUCCGCAUAAUAAUAAUAAAAAGAAAAGAUGCAGUCGCCCGUAGUUAAAUUUGAUCGCAUCCUCUCCGCUCCCUCUCUCGCACCAAAACCCAAACCCUACAACCCUCGCUACCUCAAACCCUCGAUCCCCUCCUCGUCGUCCUCCUCCCUCCCCUUCUCCAAACCCUACCUCCCUAAUCCCCUCCAAUACUCCUCCCCGAUGUGGUGGCGCCGCCUCUCCCGCCCCGUAGUCUCCGCCGCGGCGGCUGUGGCGGCUUCGCAGAGCCGCCACUACGGGCUCAUUCCCAUGGUGAUUGAGCACACCUCCCGCGGCGAGCGGGCCUACGACAUCUUCUCCCGACUCCUUAAGGAGCGGAUCGUGUGUAUCAAUGGUCCCAUCUCCGACGACACCGCGUCCGUCGUGGUGGCGCAGCUGCUCUUCCUCGAGUCGGAGAAUCCGAGCAAGCCCGUGCACCUAUACAUCAACUCUCCCGGAGGUGUCGUCACUGCUGGGCUCGCCAUCUACGACACGAUCCAGUACAUUCGCUCCCCCGUGACCACGCUCUGCAUUGGCCAGGCCGCGUCCAUGGGCUCGCUCCUCCUCGCCGCGGGCGCUCCCGGCGAGCGCCGUGCCCUCCCAAACGCGCGUGUCAUGAUCCACCAGCCCUCCGGCGGCACCACGGGCCAGGCAGCCGACGUCAUCAUCCAUGCCAAGGAGAUCCUCAAGGUCCGUGACCGCCUCAAUGCCAUCUACGCCAAGCACACGCACCAGCCCAUCGACCGGAUCGAGCAGUCCAUGGAUCGCGAUAUGUUCAUGUCGCCCGAGGAGGCCAAGGAGUUCGGUCUUAUUGACGAGGUCAUCGAGCACCGCCCCAUGUCCCUCGUGACUGACGCUGUCGGCAGCGGCGGUGGCGGCGUCGAUGUCCCUCCCGGUCGGGGUGGGAGCGGCGGCGGUGGCGGGAGGCGUGAGACGGAGGAGGUCUCGGUAUGAGCCCUUGAACAUCUGUAUAAUUUAGGUUUGAUCCUAAAAUUUCUGAUCAUUUUCUUAAUUCUGAAUGUUUUUGUUGAACUAAAUUAUGGUUAUUUAUCGAAAGCCAUAAACUUGAAGUUUGUUACGUUUAUGCAGUAUGAUGAUUGCUUUUUUUCA